Molecule: messenger RNA, 450 nt
Organism: Linum tenue
Lineage: Eukaryota; Viridiplantae; Streptophyta; Magnoliopsida; Malpighiales; Linaceae
Source: the annotation of a GenBank genome assembly
AUGAAUGAAAAGCCGCUCCCCAUCGGCGUUCAGGGAACCAUCCUCUGCAAGUCCGAUGAUGGUUAUCGCCCCUUGCCAGGGGCAACGGCGAGGAUCACGUGCGUGGCGGAAGAGGAGCACGGGUACGAGACGGCGCCGUUUUCGGUCUCGAGUAGCCGGAGCGACGACCAGGGGUACUAUUUCGCCACGCUGUAUCUGUCGGAGGUGAUGAUGAGCGACGACUUGAAGCUCAAAGAGUGCAAAGCCUUCCUCGAGACCCCGCCGGACGCUACUACCUGCGAUUACCCGACCGACCAGAACGGCGGCGUCUCCGGCGCCACGCUCACCUCGCAUACCGUCCUCGAAGAGAAAAGGAUGAAGCUCUACACGGUCAAGCCUUUCGCUUACACCACUGCAGCUGGGCCCGCAUCCGCCCCUUCGCCGGCGGAUGAUUACAACGACGGGUAUUAG